Desarmillaria tabescens is the source of this 895-nucleotide messenger RNA. RefSeq lists its product as uncharacterized. Gene Ontology annotation, biological process: fungal-type cell wall polysaccharide metabolic process. The coding region runs from base 114 to 866 and encodes 250 amino acids. The record is from RefSeq and is a predicted model, not a curated record. The transcript has 6 exons. Lineage: Eukaryota; Fungi; Basidiomycota; Agaricomycetes; Agaricales; Physalacriaceae. Gene Ontology annotation, cellular component: fungal-type cell wall.
GACCAGCUUGCACGGUUACCUCAAGCCUCAAGGCCUAACCUUUUCAGUACCGCCGUAAUGUAUAUAAAGGCUGAUGAACACUGCUCGGUUGACCACGAAUCCCCUGUCCAGCGAUGUUCGUUUUCUUCCUCCUCUUCCUGGUCCUUCCCCUAGUCCUCGCUUCGAACCCCAAGCGCGGUCUAGGUUUCGAUCCAGCAGGGCACCCCGAGGAUAUCUCCAAGGCCAGCAGCGGGAGUUGUUCCUGGUUGUACAACUGGAGCCCCUCCUCACCGAGCCCCUCAAUCUCUGGUAUUGAAUUCGUUCCCAUGCAAUGGGGUACGGAUGGACUUAACGGCUUCCUCUCCAAUGCACGAUCGAAUAGCGCUAUAAACGUCCUGGGCUUUAACGAACCGGACUAUGGCCAACAGUCGAAUAUACCUGUGGGGACGGCUGUGCAGAUGUGGAAGGCCGAUAUCAACCCCUUGGCUAGCUCUGGCAUACGGUUAGGUUCACCUGCGGUGACAUCGGCGGAUUCUGGGCUUCAAUGGCUAUCCGAUUUUCUGGGCCAGUGUUCGGGAUGUACAGUAAACUUUUUGGCCGUUCAUUGGUACGGAGAGGGGGCUCCGAACUUCAUUCUCUACCUUCAGAAAGUUCAUAAGAUGUUUCCUAAUUACAAGAUUUGGGUUACGGAAUUCGCUGAUACGCGGACUGAUUCUGGGGCCGUCCUCGAGUUCAUGAAGCAAUCCCUAGCCUUUAUGGAUGCGACUGAUUGGGUUGAGAGAUAUGCCUGGUUUGCAUACAAGCGAACCACGAGUCCAUUAGCGUCAAACCUGCUAGACAGUAAUGGAAACCUCACGCCCCUGGGCCAAUGGUACAUUCAUGGCUAAAUAGUCUCACCAGCAAUGUAGUAUAUGUA